GUUUUUGAUAUAUAUUGCAUAUUGUGCCUUAAGGGCAGCAGCUACAUAAAGAUAUCUCUCAGUAUUUGUUCAGUAUUUGACAGUUAGGCUGUUCCAAUGUACCUUAGGGAUUUUUAUUCUAAUUUUAUGCUGUCAGACUUUUAUUUCUCUGACUUUGUAUCCUCUGUGGUAAUAUUACUAAAAGCUUUCCGGUUUUGUGGGUAUUUUUAUUAAAAGAAAAGUAAUUGUAUUAAUCAGAGCUUAGUUUUUCUUGCCUUUUUCUUCCAGAUUAUCCCAAUGGCAUUCGGCUCACGUCAGCUGUUCCAGGAGCAGAUAUCAAAGUACUCAUAAAUUUCAAUGCACCAAAUCCUCAGGACAGGAAGAAGUUUACAGAUGAUUUGAGGGAAUCAAUUGCAGAAGUUCAAGAAAUGGAAAAGCACAGAAUAGAGUCCGAGCUGGAGAAGCAGAAGGGGGUGGUGCGUCCCAGCAUGUCGCAGUGCUCCAGCCUGAAGAAGGACUCCGGGAACGGGACCCUGCCCCGGGCGUGCCUGGACGACAGCUACGCCGGCGGCGAGGGGCUGAAGCGGAGCGCGCUCAGCUCCUCCCUGCGCGACCUGUCCGAAGCAGGCAAGCGUGGGCGACGCAGCAGUGCAGGAUCGCUAGACAGCAAUAUGGAAGGGUCCAUCAUUAGCAGUCCUCACAUGCGCCGAAGAGCUACAUCAACCCGAGAGUGUCCAUCUCGCCCUCACCAGACUAUGCCCAACUCCUCCUCACUCCUAGGGUCCCUGUUCGGUAGCAAGAGGGGCAAGCCCCCCUCGCAGAGCCACGCGGCCGCGCAGACCCCGCACCACGCGGAGGGCGCGGCCGCCGCGCCGCACCCGCACCACGCGCAGUUCUGCCACCAGAACCCGCCGCCCUACCACCACCACCACCACCACUACCACCCGCCCCCGCACCCGCACCCGCACCAGUACCACCAGCACGGGCACGGCCACGGGCACGGCCCCUACCUGCCGCACGCCCCGCACCACGGCCCGCACCACGGCCCGCACCACCACGGGCCGCCCCCGCCGCCCGCCGCCGCCAGCACCAAGCCCAAACACAGCGGCAUCAGCACCAUAGUCUAGGCCUAAAGACCCUCCUCGUGACUCUAGUUCCAAACCCAGCUGCAAAGGCACUUAGAGGAAGCAACAAAAUCACACCGUCAGUUUUUACCCAGGCCGUUUAAUGAGCUUAAAGGCUUGCUGUUACUAAAUAAAAUAAUUCCAGUUA
This is a messenger RNA of Passer domesticus (house sparrow), 1251 nucleotides long. Its product is annotated as IQ motif and SEC7 domain-containing protein 2-like. The record is from RefSeq and is a predicted model, not a curated record. Bases 408 to 1106 code for a protein of 232 amino acids. NCBI's taxonomy places the organism in Eukaryota, Metazoa, Chordata, Aves, Passeriformes, Passeridae. The transcript is spliced from 4 exons.